Molecule: messenger RNA, 624 nt
Organism: Heterostelium album PN500
Lineage: Eukaryota; Evosea; Eumycetozoa; Acytosteliales; Acytosteliaceae
Exons: 4
Coding region: 1-624 (207 amino acids)
Biological process (GO): phospholipid transport
Cellular component (GO): mitochondrial intermembrane space
Molecular function (GO): phosphatidic acid transfer activity
Source: RefSeq, a predicted model, not a curated record
AUGCCAGCAACACAUUCAUUUCCACCAUAUACCUAUGAGAUUAGUGUAGAGGAAUACAUUGAAGUAUACUAUCGUAGAUUCCCUCAACACAAGUUGUUCCCCUACAUUCUAGAUUCAGAGGUAAUCGAGCACCGUCACAACGAAGAUGGAACAGAGACUAUUAUUAGAAAAACUAAAUUAGAUAUUGAUGCUCCUGGUUGGUUUAAAACUUUGUUUGGUAUUCAUCAUUCUAUAUUCAUUGAAGAGGCAACCAUCGAUAAAGUAAAUAGAACCGUUACAAUCAAGACAAUCAACGAAACACUUUCUUCCAAGGCCAAUCUAUUAGAUACCACCAUAUACAGUGUACAUCCAGAGAAUCCAAAUUGGUGUACUUUUACCCAGACCGGUAGUGUCACUCUCUUGGUUUCAGUGUUGGGUUUCCAAAAGAAGAUUGAAAAGUAUUGUUUGAAUUUAUAUACAUCUAGAUAUAAUGAGUCAAGAGAAUUGGAUAAGAAAAUGAUUGAAGAAUACAGACAGGAGAAAUUAAACAAUCAAAAUCCAGAAGUGGUUGUUGACUCUAAUGCAACACAGACAGCAACAACAGCCAACUCAUCAAGUGGUGAACAAUUGAUGAUGGCACAAUAA